AUGUUGUUUGAUUUAAUAAAUUCAUUUUUAAAGAAUGGAAUAAAUAAUAGCAAUAAUAAUAAUAAUAAUAAUAAUAAUAAAAAUAAUUUUUAUAAUUCUUUGGAGGAUGAUGAUUAUUUAUUAAAUAAUCAAACAACCAAAGUAUCAUUGUAUUUGUAUUUCUUUAUAUUUGCAUUUAUGUUUUUAGUAGUGGAUUUAAUAAUGUUAUAUUAUAAACAUAGAGAGAAUAUAGAGUCAAGAGAAACUGAUCUAUCUUUAAAAUUAAAUAAAAUGUUAAUAGAUUUUGAAAAUGAUAAUAAAAUAAAAUCAUCACCAACAACAUCUACUACAACAACUACAAUAACACCAACUACUACUUCAUCAUCACAAUUAAGACAACCAUCAACACCAAAAACAACAACUAAAACAAUUAAUUCACCACCAUCAACACCAAAAUCACCACCACCUUUACCAUCAUUAGAAUCAAAACUAUUAUAUAAAGAUGAUAUUAAACAACAAUUAUCAUUAAAUGAAGCAAAGAGUCAAAUUGAUAGUGCUAAACAACUGGAUGAAUCAUUAAAAUAUAAUAGUUGUAUUAAAUUAUAUAUAGAUGGUAUCGAGAAAUUAAUGGCAUUAUUCUCAAGUUACAACUCUAAAGAAUAUAGAGAUUAUAUUGAUUUUUACCUAAAAAGAGCGGAAUAUUUAAAAAAUGAAUUAAAAAAAGGUACAAAUUUAAAAUCAAUAACUAAUUUUAAUAAUUUUUCAAAAGAAUAUCAAAUAAAUUAUAAUAAUAAAAUUUUAGAACAGCAACAACAACAACAACAACAAUCAUCAUCAACAUAUAGAAACUCAUUAAAUUUAUCUUCUUCUAAAUCAAAUUCAACUAUAAAUAAUAGACAUUCAAUAUCUUCAUUAUCUUCAUUAAAUUCAACAACAGCAACAACAACAACACCAUCAAAUACUUCAACAAUAACAAGUCCGGGUAAUAAAUAUGGAUUACAAAAAAGUUUAUCAUCAACAACAUUAUCAUUAAAAAAAUCAUCAAAUUCAACCAAUUUUCAACAACCUUCACCACCAUCAAUGGUUAUACCAGAUAUAAAAGGAAUUGAUAAAUCUAUGGUAACAUUAAUUAUGAAUGAAAUUAUGGAUAGAAAGAAUCCUGUUAAAUGGGAUGAUGUGGUUGGAUUGGAUAAAGUUAAACAAUCAUUGAUGGAAUCAGUUAUUUUACCAAAUUUAAGACCCGAUGUUUUCACAGGUUUAAGGGCACCUCCAAAAGGUUUAUUAUUAUUUGGUCCACCAGGUAAUGGUAAAACAAUGAUUGCCAAAGCAGUUGCCUAUGAAAGUAAAGUAACAUUUUUUAGUAUCUCUUCAAGUUCACUAACUAGCAAGUAUGUAGGUGACGGUGAAAAAUUGGUACGUGCAUUAUUCGCUGUUGCAACUCAUUUUCAACCUUCAAUUAUUUUCAUUGAUGAAAUUGAUUCAUUGCUAACUGAACGUUCUUCAAAUGAAUCUGAGGCAUCUCGUCGUUUAAAAACAGAGAUUUUAGUUCAAUUCGAUGGUGCUAGAACAAAUGGUGAUGAAAGAGUAUUGGUAAUGGGUGCAACUAAUAGACCAGAGGAUUUGGAUGAUGCUGCAUUACGUCGUCUCGUUAAACGUAUUUAUGUUGGUUUACCAGAACUUGAAACUCGUUUACAAAUUAUUCAACAUUUACUAGUGGGUCAAAGACAUUCUCUAACCAAACAACAAAUUAAUUCACUAGCUGAAGUAACUCAAGGUUACAGUGGUUUUGAUUUAGCUGCACUUUGUAAAGAUGCUGCUUAUGAACCAAUUAGAAGAUUAGGUAUAGGUAUUAAAGAUUUAGAAUUAAAUGAAAUCUCUCUUAUUAGUUUUAAAGACUUUGCUAAUAGUUUAAAACAAAUUAGACCAUCAGUAACUUCUCAAUCUUUAAAAUCUUUUGAAAAAUGGAAUCAAAAGUUUGGAACUAUUUAA
Dictyostelium discoideum AX4 is the source of this 1968-nucleotide messenger RNA. RefSeq names its product AAA ATPase domain-containing protein. Gene Ontology annotation, cellular component: spindle; cytoplasm; membrane. Gene Ontology annotation, biological process: positive regulation of microtubule depolymerization; microtubule severing; microtubule cytoskeleton organization. The transcript has a single exon. Gene Ontology annotation, molecular function: microtubule binding; microtubule severing ATPase activity; ATP hydrolysis activity. The record is from RefSeq and is a predicted model, not a curated record. Lineage: Eukaryota; Evosea; Eumycetozoa; Dictyosteliales; Dictyosteliaceae. The coding region runs from base 1 to 1968 and encodes 655 amino acids.